This is a messenger RNA of Hibiscus syriacus, 861 nucleotides long. RefSeq lists its product as uncharacterized. The coding region runs from base 1 to 861 and encodes 286 amino acids. Lineage: Eukaryota; Viridiplantae; Streptophyta; Magnoliopsida; Malvales; Malvaceae. The record is from RefSeq and is a predicted model, not a curated record. The transcript has 2 exons.
AUGGCUACUGCUAGAGGUCUCUUUAGUUACCAUCCAAAAUGUAAGAAAAUAGGGCUCACUCACCUUUCAUUUGCUGAUGACUUAUUGAUAUUCUGUAAGGCCAAUGUAGAAUCUGUCAUUGAAGUCAUCUAUGUUCUUGAUCACUUUUAUGAAUUGUCUGGACUGAAUCUAAAUAGUGCUAAAAAACUUUCUGAGAAAGAUUGUGACCCUCUUAUUGCUAGUAUUAAAGCAAGACUCACUAUAUGGUCUGUAAAAAAAUUGAGUUACGCUGAAAGACUGGAACUCAUAAGAGCAGUUUUGUUCAACAUUGUUAAUUACUCAGGGGCAAGAGUUAGCUUGACCAAAAUCUAUCAGCAAAAAUCAGAGGGAGGACUUGGACUGAACAACCUUAAAAUCUGGAACAAAGCCUGUAUGAUUAAGCUCAUAAAGAAUAUAUUGGCUAGAGGGGGCUCUUUAUGGGUAGCCUGGAUUAAUUCCUAUGUUAUACGGGAUAGCAACUUGUGGCAAUUGGUAGGAAAUGCAAACUAUAGUUGGGGUUUAAACCGAAUACUCAAGCUACGAACUGAAGUAACCAUAUCAAUCUUGAAUGGUGCUCUUUCUAUAAAGGAUAUUUGGCAGGAGAUAAGGGUGAAGGAAGAAAAAGUUCCACGGCAUUCUUUGAUAUGGUUUCCACAACAUGUUCCCAAACACAGCAUGCUAGCCUGGAUGACCACCCUCGACAGAUUGUCUACUCGCGAUCGCCUGCAGCGUAUGGGAAUUACUACUGAUGGGAGUUGUGUACUAUGUAAUGAAGCUAUGGAAACCAGAAAUCACAUGUUCUUUGAAUUUUCCAUUGUUUAUUUCUAUGGAACAAAAUUCUGA